Messenger RNA from Bombyx mandarina (wild silkworm), 669 nucleotides. RefSeq lists its product as uncharacterized. The record is from RefSeq and is a predicted model, not a curated record. Lineage: Eukaryota; Metazoa; Arthropoda; Insecta; Lepidoptera; Bombycidae.
UGUCUACUGAACAGAUUACAACAAACAAUAAACAAGUUUUAUUAUUAAUUAAUAAGUUCAUUUGUACCAGAAAAUGAACGCUCUUUUGGAUUAUGGAACAUCUUCCAGUAGUAGCAGUGAUGAAUGUGACGAGACAGAAGAAUCUACUACAGAGACUCCGAAGCAGAAAUUACCAAAACCAAGCUUGGGAGAAAGCACUAUUCAAACAUCAGUCUUUUCCAAUCCUUUUGUGGCAGCUGAGCAAGCGAAAGCAGCGAUCCUAGAAAAACAUGUGAAAAUGGUUCCAGGUAAAGAUGGAAUGCAGACUAUAAAUGGAAGGAAGAUAUGUUGGAAUCACAGAAAAGGAAGAUGUCGGUUUGGACAUAACUGUAAAUAUGCACAUGACACUGAUAUACAGAAGACACCAGAAGAAUUAGAGGCUGAGAAACAGCAAUACAAGUCAGUUAUUUUUGAAGGGGCAGGCACAAUGACAGCAGCACCGCCUCCUGAAGCAACACUGGAUCCAGUAUCUAAUACAGAUGAUGUAAUAUGGGAAGGUGGAGUCAAUAAAAAGAAAGUCAAGCGUCCUGGAUUAAGUAAAAACUUAAUACCCAAUAAAAAAGUUAUCAAAAUGUACAAAGAACAGAAAGCUAGGGAUGGAAAAAAAAUAUAAUUUAUUAGUUUUAUAAA